AUGGCUACCGCCGUCGACGUUCCUGCGGCCACCGCAGGAUUGGCACCACGUCGAAUCCCUACAAAGACGAGGGAAUACCCGCUCAUGUCACGCCGCCAAAUCGAAGGCUUGAUUGCUCAGGGCAAAGUCGUUACAAUUGUUGAUCAAUUCGUACUCAAGCUGGAUGGGUGGUUACCGUACCAUCCUGGAGGCGAUAAGGCCAUCCAGCACAUGGUCGGUCGGGAUGCCACCGACGAAGUUACAGUACUUCACUCCCCGGAGGCCAAAGCACAGAUGAUGAGGUAUCGAAUUGGAAGGAUCGAGGGACACUGGAGGAACUUUAUGCCGCCUAUCCAGGGAGGCAAGUUCAGGAAUCUCGACGAGGGCGGCCCCGAUAUGAGUGCCACUGAAGUCAAAAGCAACCUGCGUUUCUUUGGGACCUCCUCCCCCAGCGAUAUUAGUUCUCGCGAAGCUUCCCCCGUCUUCGAUACCACAAAUACCUGUGUCCGCCGUAGACACGGUGCGGCUUCUGUCUCUUCGGCCACCUCGGCAACCAACGAUGAAGACGACGACGACAAGGAAAUGGACGGGACCGCGUUCCUCGACUCUGAGACACGCAAGCGUAUCCACCUUGACCUCGAUAAAUACCCUGCCCUGGAUGACGAGACGCAGUCGGAGAUUGUGCGUAAGUACAGGCUCCUCGACGAGCGUAUCAAGGCGGAAGGGCUGUACAAUUGCAAUUACCAUGCCUACGCCAUCGAGGUGAUGCGUUUUGCGCUCCUCUUUGCUGGUAUGCUGACUUUCUUGCGUUGGGGGUGGUAUUUUCCUAGUGCCGCCUGUCUAGGCUGCUUCUGGCACCAGCUUGUCUUCUCUGCUCACGAUGCUGGUCAUAUGGGCAUCACCCACAAUUUCCACCUAGACACAUGCAUCGGAAUUUUCAUCGCUGACUUCAUGGGCGGCCUGUCCAUCGGUUGGUGGAAGCGAAAUCACAACGUGCAUCACAUCGUCACCAACUCCCCGGAGCACGACCCGGAUAUCGAGCAUUUGCCUUUCUUUGCUGUGUCUCACCGUUUUCUUGGGAACUUGGUGUCGUCCUAUUACGAGCGCGUAAUGGUGUAUGACUUCGCGGCCAAGCUCUUCCUGUCAGUGCAGUCAUAUCUGUACUACCCUAUCAUGCUAUUCGGCCGCUUCAACCUUUAUAGGCUCUCGUGGGACCACCUUAUAAUGGGUCGCGGCCCCAGGAAGGGCAUCGCCUGGUGGCACCGCUGGCUUGAACUAGCCGGUCAGGCCUUCUUCUGGGCCUGGUUUGGCUAUGGCAUUGUGUACAAGUCUAUCCCCUCCAACUGGGACCGCUUCGUCUUUGUAAUCGUCAGCCACAUGUUUCAAGCGCCGUUACACGUCCAGAUCACGCUAUCUCACUUCGCCAUGAGCACAGCCGACCUGGGCCCCCACGAGUCGUUCCCACAAAAGAUGUUACGCACUACUAUGGACAUUGACUGCCCUUCCUGGCUUGACUUCUUCCACGGAGGAUUGCAAUUCCAGGUUGUGCACCACUUAUACCCGCGUAUCCCACGGCACAACCUGCGUGAGACGCAGAGGCUUGUACAAGAGUUUUGCAAUGACGUGGGUAUCCCCUACGCCCUGUAUGGCUUCAUCGACGGCAACAAGGAUGUUAUCGGUCGGCUCGCGGAGGUCUCUCGACAGGCGGCCAUCUUGGCGAAAUGCCAAAAGGUUGCUGCCAAUCAAAUCCACGGCGGCCACCAUCACUAA
Colletotrichum navitas is the source of this 1749-nucleotide messenger RNA. Its product is annotated as fatty acid desaturase. The coding region runs from base 1 to 1749 and encodes 582 amino acids. Gene Ontology annotation, cellular component: membrane. Gene Ontology annotation, molecular function: oxidoreductase activity, acting on paired donors, with oxidation of a pair of donors resulting in the reduction of molecular oxygen to two molecules of water. The transcript has 2 exons. NCBI's taxonomy places the organism in Eukaryota, Fungi, Ascomycota, Sordariomycetes, Glomerellales, Glomerellaceae. Gene Ontology annotation, biological process: lipid metabolic process. The record is from RefSeq and is a predicted model, not a curated record.